AUGGCUGAUUCCGACCCCCCAAAUGCGUCGACUUCCGCGUUCGUGUCUUCGCUGAUCUUUUACGGCAUCAUCGCCCUUAUCUUCGUGCUUGUUUUUGUGAUGCUACGACCAAAGGAGCCCCGGGUGUACCAACCCAGGGCUUUGAGAGAUGUCAUCACAGUGCGCGAGGAGGAGCGUACCGAGGAGGUGCCCGAAGGUCCCUUCGCGUGGUUGGGCUACCUGAUUAGCAGGCCACACUCGUUCCUCAUCCAGCACGCAGGCAUUGACGGAUACUUGUUUUUGCGUUACGUCGCUGUGUUUGGUGGGCUCUCAAUGAUUGGGUGCCUCAUGCUGUUCCCUAUCCUGCUCCCCGUCAACGCUACAAACGGACACAACUUUUCUGGGUUUGAAAUUCUCUCUUUUGCUAACGUUAAAAACAACAACAGGUACUACGCCCACGUCUUUUUGUCGUGGUUCUUUUUCGGCCUGGUUAUCUACGUCAUCUUCAGAGAGCUAUACCACUUUGUGUCUUUGAGACAUGCUAUCCAAAGCAGUCCCUUAUACGAUGGACUGAUCUCCUCUCGCACUGUUGUCCUCACUGAGCUUUCCGCAGACCUCCAGAACGAGGCUGAAAUCCAGAAGCGUUUCCAGAACUGCUCCAACGUCGUGUUUGCUCGCGACAACUCUGAGUUACAAGCCCUGGUUCAGGAAAGAGCCAAGCUCGCAAACAAGUACGAGGGCUGCAUGAACAAGGUGAUCAAAAAGUCAUUGAAAAUCAGAGCGAAAGCUGAGAAGAAAGGAAAACUUGAUGAGCUAAUUGGCAGCAAACCAGAAGAUGAUCUACAAACAUACAUUCCCCAGAACAAGAGACCAACCCACCGCUUGGGUAAGAUUCCAUUGCCAAUUAUUGGUGGCGAGAAAGUUGACACUCUUGAGUACUGUAGCAAGCGUAUCGGAGAGCUGAAUGAUGACAUUAAAGAAAAGCAGCAGGCUUGGGACACUCAGGACAAGGUUGGUGCAUGCUUCUUGGAAUUCAAAGGCCAGCUCGAUGCUCAGAGGGCCUACCAGUCUGUGAAAUACAUUUUAGACAAAGGAUCCUAUGACCAGUGUAUGAUUGGGUGUCCCCCAGAGGACUUGACUUGGGCCAACAUGGGGCUCUCUAAAAAGGCGAGGAAAUCAAAGCGGACGGUUGCCAACACUGUAUUGGUCUUGAUGAUUAUUUUCUGGGCUAUCCCCGUGGCAGUCGUUGGUUUUAUUUCAAAUAUCAACUUUUUGAUUGAGACACUUAAGUUCCUAGAAUUCAUCAAGAAGUUGCCUAAGGUUUUGCUUGGCCUCAUCACCGGUCUUCUCCCAACUGUUGCUUUGGCUAUUUUGAUGUCCCUCGUUCCCAUUUUCAUUAAGAAGCUUGGGUCUAUCAGUGGCUGUAUGAGUAUACAGGAACAAGAACUGUACUGCCAAGCCUGGUACUACGCUUUCAAUGUGGUUCAAGUAUUCAUUGUUUUCACCUGCGCUUCCUCUGCCGUCUCCACCAUUAAAUCUAUCAUGGAUGACCCUUCAUCUGCGAUGACCCUCCUUGCAGCCAACCUCCCCAAAUCAUCCAACUUCUACAUCAACUAUUACAUUCUACAGGGCCUAUCCUUCUCAAGUGGUACUUUGGCCCAGCUUGUCAAUUUGAUCCUCAGCAGAUUCCUAGGUAGAAUUUUGGACUCCACUCCAAGACAAAAAUGGGCUCGUUACAACACUCUGUCGAAGCCAACGUGGGGUGUGCUAUAUCCUAACAUGGAAUUGCUAGUGUGCAUUUUGAUUUGUUAUGCUUUCGUGCAACCAAUUAUACUUCUUUUCUCUACUAUUUGCUUGGGUCUGUUCUACAUCGCCUAUAUCUACAGCUUCAACUACGUUAUGGGCUUUUCAUUUGACCUCAGAGGUAGAAACUAUGGCAGGGCUCUUUUCCAGGUGUUCCUUGGGCUAUACCUUGCCGAGAUUUGUCUCCUAGGUCUUUUCAUCAUGGCAAAGACAUGGGGUCCAGUCGUUCUCGAGGCUGUCUUCAUUGCUUUUACAGCGCUGUGCCACUUGUAUUUCCAAAGACGCUUCUUGCCACUGUUUGAUUGUGUGCCUUUGAGCGCAAUCAGAUAUGCCAGAGGUGAGAGCACAUUUUUCUACCCAACUAAGGACCAGGGUUUGAGCGAAAUAAAGAGCACAGCCGAGCAAUUCAAACAUGAACAAGAUGAGAACGAGACUGGCGGCGUUUUGCAGCCUGCUACCUCAGUUGAAUUGAAAAAGGCUGGAAUCUUGUCGGACGACGAAGGCGAACCCGAGAAGGAAGAAGACACGGAGAAGAAACGUCAAUCAACCAGCACAAGCAAGACCGGUGCCAACGUCGAGGAGCCCAACUUUGUCCCAGAGGACGAAGAGUUCCACAAAUACAGUUACCGCGAUGUGGCCGAUUUGGACACUAACAACAACGAUAUGGAAAGAGUUGAUGCAAACGGGGCUGUGGUAACUAAUGCCGACGCAGGAAAUGUAUUUUCUGAUGCGAACGCGGUUACCCAGGACCCAAAGGCCUUCCCACCAAGCCAGACCGGUCAGCAAAGCUGGAAGGACACUAUCGUAGGCUUUUUCUCUCCUCAAAAGAGUUACGAUUUUUCUGCCGUUCGUGCGAGGUUGCCAUAUGUGUUUAACAACACGGUCCAGUACGACAAAGAAUAUCUGGAAACUGCGUACACUGAUCCAUGUGUGACCGACCCUGAGCCAAUUUUGUGGAUUGCGAAAGACCCUCUAGGUCUGUCUACCCAGCAGAUUCUGCUUGCUAGAACACACAGUGUCAAGGUUAGUGAUGAAUUCACGGCUUACGACGACAAAAACAGAGCUACGUUUUCUUUCAAUCCCCCAGACUACGAGCCUGUCGCCAAGCGCUAG
Messenger RNA from Lachancea thermotolerans CBS 6340, 2895 nucleotides. It is a transcript of the gene PHM7, whose product is annotated as Phm7p. Lineage: Eukaryota; Fungi; Ascomycota; Saccharomycetes; Saccharomycetales; Saccharomycetaceae. The transcript has a single exon. Gene Ontology annotation, molecular function: calcium-activated cation channel activity. Bases 1 to 2895 code for a protein of 964 amino acids. Gene Ontology annotation, cellular component: plasma membrane. The record is from RefSeq and is a predicted model, not a curated record.